Molecule: messenger RNA, 2292 nt
Organism: Mesorhabditis belari
Lineage: Eukaryota; Metazoa; Nematoda; Chromadorea; Rhabditida; Rhabditidae
Source: the annotation of a GenBank genome assembly
AUGAGAUUCCCCGUCGAAGAGCCUUCCGAUCAAAUAUUAUUCGAGAUUUCCGUGAACAGCGCCUCCGGGUUACCAAUUAUGGACAAGUCAAUCUCGUCAACGGAUGCUUUCGUUGAGGCGCGUUUCGGCGAACAAACGUGGAAAACGGAAGUGGUGACGAGUUUGAAUCCGAUUUGGGAAAACGAAAGAUGGACUUUCGAGGCAACACAAGCGCAAAUUGGAGAGAAUUCGCUCGAGUUGAGAGUGAUGGACCAUGACACGUACACGGCCAAUGAUGCAAUCGGAAGAGUACGACUCGAUUUGACGAUACUUUUGCGGCGAAUGACUGUAGAUCGAAGUGAUCAAAGGCUUUUCCCGAUGCAACUACCGAUAUAUGACACGUUAAUGGGAAUUCGUGGCGAGCUCUCGUUCACUAUCAAAGUCUCAAACGGGGAUUUGGGGAUGCGGGCGAGCACAAGCGUUCUAGCUGGCUCUUCAAUCCCGGAAACGCACGAAUUGGUGGAGGUGUUCGGAGUUUGUGAGGAGAUUCGAAUCGAGAAAGACCCCGAAUACGCAUGGUUGGACAAAAUUCGAACACCGAGAGCCACAAAUGAGGCAAGACUGUCGACGAUACGGAAAGCGAUCAACUCGGGUUUCUUGUCACUGAUUGAAGAGGCCGGGAAACAAGGAGCAACACAUAUACUGAACUACCGUGAACGUGUCGAUGUAGAGGGAUCAAACACGGAACAGCUUUGUGUUCGCGUACACGGCACAGCGGUGAGGCUAGAAACGAAGAGGAUCACCCAAAAGAGAAUCAUUGAUUUCAGAUCUCGUGGUGCCUAUUUCCCUCUAUUAUCCACGCAAACGCUUCCAAUUCCGAUUGCUGGAUGUGCUGGUUUGGUGGUGGCUAGAAGUGUUUGUCUACUCGAUGGAGAUGAUGAGGCGCAGAGUAACAGAAAGAAAAAAUGGGCCUCUUUACGUUACGAUCUUUUUCGGCAAGCGAGAGAACAAAAGUGCGAUUUAGUGAUCGGCUAUCAGGAGAAUGUUGCGAUAAAUAGUGGUGUGAUGAUCCUCUCAUGCAUGGGAACAGCUGUUCGAAUCGGUACACCGGAAGACGCAUUGCCCAAGCGUCCUGAUCGAAUCGAAUUCGAGCUGAAAACACCGUCAACAAACAAAAAUUCUUCGCGUGGCCUCUCCACCAAUGUCCCUCCUCCACCCACAUCCGAUCAUCGUUUACCAGCGAUUGCUUGCACUCGUUUCCAUCUUCCCCAUUCACCUGAAGAGAUCCCAAAAACCGUGAAAACGAUCAAUUGCGCGAAUUGUCGAAAACACUUUUGUUUGGAGUUUCUCCUAUCCACCGCUCGUUUACCCCCAAAUUCUGCGCUUUUUGGACAAAAACAUUAUAUUCAGGUAACAGUGCGAAAACGUUUUCGAAAAGCCGACAAUGGAGAGGAGUUUGCCGAGGAGUUGAACAAGCAUCUAUCGAGCAUCGAUAUGGAGCUGCACGCUGCAUUACACGCUGAAGUAAAGACUGUAAACUCGAAUGGAAAUGCGAUUUUCGAUCUUCGCUCGGCUGUUCAUUUGAAUGAGGACACGUUGGUGGUUGUGCUGACUGGAGUGCUUGUAAGAUUGCUGCCAUUGCAGAAAGAAGAACUCGCCUCGCCGUCGAUUGUCUCAGUACUCUCGUUUCCCGGCUUGCAAAAAUACGGUGACGCUCGUCGCUUCUCAUGGGGUUCAGUUCGUGACGCGAUCCGCGGCCGUCCCAUUCAAGCUCCAUCGAUUCAGUUUCGUUUCAUGACACUACGCCCAACUCUUUCCGAGUUGGUUGCGAUGAGCGAAGACAAUGCGAAACCCAGGCGACGAUUGGCUUCGUUUGUCGAGAAAGUUCGCCGCCGGCAACAUGAGAAAGAUCACUUAUCGCAAAUUGCUUUCGAGCGAGAGCUUUGUGUGGGGAUUGGGAUGAUCGAGAAUUGCGGAGUGACUAAUGUAUCAGCGGUAGCCGGUCUACAUCCAGCCAAUCCGGGGCAUUCACAAAUUUUUGGUCGUGAUCAUUCUCUUGCACCGCACACUUUCGCUCAAUGGUCUGAAGUGUUUAUCAGAGAAGAGAUGAGCUCUUUAACUGACGCUCCAUCGGUUGAUCGUUUUGUUUCGGCUGCUGUCGAGGAAGCGUUGACGGUUGGACGAGCGAUUUGUCAUAGUUGUGCCGGCAGUGGAUUGACAAAUUUCGAGAUUUCAUCUUUUCAUCUGAAUGUUGGUCGUGAUGCAACACAAGCGCUUUUUCUUGUUUCAUGCGAUUUUGCUUAUGAUCCAAAU